Molecule: messenger RNA, 642 nt
Organism: Saccostrea cuccullata (small rock oyster)
Lineage: Eukaryota; Metazoa; Mollusca; Bivalvia; Ostreida; Ostreidae
Exons: 2
Coding region: 1-642 (213 amino acids)
Source: RefSeq, a predicted model, not a curated record
AUGUCAGAUUACAGCUUGAUUGACAACCACAUAGAACUGACAAAAAUGUUUUCUGAAUUGGAGGUUCACAUGAAAAACUGUGAACAUUCAAUGAUAGGACUGGUACCAAUAGGAAUCUGUAUGUCAGUGGACGGUGGACUACUGGUUUCCUUGGCAGACGAAGAAUCAGAUUCCUACGAAUUACAGUCACAGAGCAGACGUCUGGUGAGACACAUCACAGUGACACGUGACAUCAUCCAUGAGUAUGAGUACCAGGAGGACGGUCAGACCAAACUUUUUACAUUGCCAUUCAAAGUCACACAGAACAGUAACAGUGAUAUCUGUGUUGUGAACCGUACACGUCCCGCUAAAGGUGAACUAGUGAUUAUGUCUCCCGCUGGUCGUAUGAAGUCUGUCUACCGUGGACAGAACCUGACAUUGAACUUUUGUCCAACUGAUUUAGUGUGCGACUCCCUCUGUAACAUCCUUGUUACUGACCUCAACAAUAAACGGAUUCAUCUGCUGAGUGCUGAAGGGGAGUUCUUGAAGUUCUUACUGACAGAGAAUGAAGUGAACCAACCAUUCUCACUGUCCUUGCACAAGUCUACACUCUGGGUGGGAUACCAUACAGGACUUGUCAAGGUGUUUCAAUACAAAGUGUAA